This is a messenger RNA of Chelonus insularis, 4075 nucleotides long. RefSeq lists its product as uncharacterized. The record is from RefSeq and is a predicted model, not a curated record. Bases 428 to 3970 code for a protein of 1180 amino acids. The transcript is spliced from 9 exons. Lineage: Eukaryota; Metazoa; Arthropoda; Insecta; Hymenoptera; Braconidae.
CGGUUGCAGCUCUUCUUUACGACAGUUUUUCCUGCUGUCUCGACUUACACCAGACGCACUCGGUUACGCGAUCGGUCGGUCGUUGGUCUUCAGUGUGUUUUUACCAAGUUUGUGACAAACGUUAGUGAGUUUGAGCAAUGAGAGAAGUAAUGUGAAUAAAACCGUUGAGUUUUGCACAUUUCAACACCGUGAUAUUUAAGUGUAUAAGAUUGGAGUUAGUGAUGCUCUAACGCGUGAGAACUGCAGAAAGUAUCGUUUGAGGCUAAGUAAAGAUCCGGCUAACGUUUGCCGGUGGAGUUGAAGAAUAUAAUGAUGUACUUCAAGGACCUGUUUGUUGGUUCAUUGAGCUGAUGAGAAUGAUCAGCAUUCGAGAGACAAUUAAGCAAAUUUGGAAUUAAAUUACAAGCUUUAUAAACAGGUUUUGAAAAUGUCUCAACGAGAUUCAUCACCAAGUGCAGUGAAUAAUGAUAUUAAUCAAAGAAAUCUUAAAGCAUCUAAUAAACUUCUAGAAACUCCUGAUGAUGAAGAAGACUCUCAUAUUAAUCACAAAAGUAAUCAUCCAACACAUCCGGCUGAACUGAGCCAUUUACAUCGGAGUCGUAAUGUAGAAUCUCCACUACACUCAAUCGUUGGUUCAAUUCGACACUCACGAACUCGUCCUAACCAUAGUCCAAUUUUCUCUGACAGUACUUACAGCUCAGGACGUAUGGACCUUUCUGAUCUUGCCGACAUUAACCCAACCAAUUCUAGAGCUGAUUCCGAUUCGCAGAAGUCUCGACUAUACUAUCCACAAAAUCAUCAGAACAAUGCCCAUUGUCAAAGGACUCUCCUACCUGCCGACUCACCCUACCUGUUACAACAACAUCUAGUAAAUGAGAGCGACGUUGCCAAUGACAGAACUAGCCACCGUCAUUGCACAAUGGACGAACAGAGGCACAGAAAACAUGCUGAUGAACGAUCCAUAAGCCCAACCUCAAGUUCAGAUGCUGCGGAAGUCCUCACUUCACCCAGGCAACAUUCUCGCCACAAACAACACUCAUCUCAUCGUCAUCGUCCUGUUAAUUCUACUAAAGACCAUUUAUAUCAUGGUCCAAUAAGUAGCCAUCAACUAGGUCAUCAGCAUUCACCAGCUGAAAGGCAUCGCCAAACAAGUCUUUGUCAUCGCUACCAUGAAAUUGGUCAGCCAACUUCUUGCUCUCCUGUUUGUGAUUCUGGAAUAAGAGAAGAUGAUGCCUCGUCUUCAGCUCCAUCGAAUCAUCGUGAUCGAUUAUCUAGUUGUGAUGAUGUUAGUGCUAUGUGUUCAUUAGUAGUCACGGCUACAACAACCACUACCACAAUGUCUACCAAUCUUCCAUCUCCAUUGCCCAUCGCCAGUGGCGCGAAUUAUCAUCAUCGAGCCAGCUCGGGAAUCUCUUGCGAAUCAUCGACGUCCUCCAGUAUCAGAAACCAUGGUACACAUGAGAAUUGCAUGACAGACAGGCAUCGAAAUCCUGCUAGACAUAAUCAUGUGAUUCAGCCUUAUGCUCUGGAUCCCCCGCAGCGUGUUCAAAUUGUUCACGCAAGAGAAACGAAAAGCCCACUUCUCAUUGGCCUUGAUACCAUUCAGAUGUCUACAACUCUUUCUAAAAAUAAAUGUCACUGUCACAUCGAUCAUAUUCAACAACAAAUGCAACUGCAGCAGCAUCAGCAAGAACAGCAUCAACAUCCCCAACAGUCUCAUCAACCUCAUCACCAUCAUCAUCAUUAUCAUCAACAUCCGCAGUACAACAAUCAAGAUAAAAGAGGUCCAGAGGGGGAAAGUAAUGAUACUACUGCUGUGACAUCGAUAAUGCAUCAACCCCCUGCUCUACCACCACGACCACCCCCGAGACCUAAUCGAAGAUAUGAUGCAUCAGCUUACGAUCUUCGAGCCGAUAACGGUGAGGGUAGCUGCUGCAAAAAGUACGUCGUGCUCUGCUGCCUCUGCGGGGGUCUUAGUGCCGCGGUUGGAUGUCUUUUCCUUGCUGUUCAUGCUGUUCUUACAGCCCACACAGCCAGCCUUGCUCUAUUUGAAACUGUUCCAUCAUAUAUUCCAGGAACGAUGCUGAUACUUAUGGGUCUGUUUACCAUGCUUUUGGCGCGACGAAAGCAUAGAUAUAGUCUUUUGAUGAAAGUUUGCGGUUCAGUUGGAGUAGUAUGUGCUCUAGUCUGUGUUCUUGUCACGGUCACAACAACAGUCGUCCACAUGUCGAGGUUGCAAGGUCUCCGCGAGUGCGUUUAUACAGCGAGAGCAAGAUCAUGUACUUGCUACGGUGCACCUCAAGGACGAGGUGGUGAUCCAGGUGUACUUUUUGAGGGUACACCACAUUGUGAAGCUGUUCAUGGUGCUCUUUAUGAUUGCCUCAGAGCACUCUUUGGUGUUUCUGUUGCUGGUAUUCUAGCUUGUAUAUUUUCUUGUAUGCUAGUUUAUCAGUUGCUUAGUCAUGAGAAGAAAAAAAUGUAUUGGGAACAGUUAGAGCUCCGAUGUAGAUCGUUGUACGGGCAUGGAGGUGGUGCUCCCAUGAGUGGUGCUCCAGCAGGUUCUUGUGGCUGUUGCAACGACUGUGGUGGUGUCAAUCCCUGGUGGGCUCAAACCCCUGGGAAUCUCUACACUCCAAAUCCUGAUUUAGCACCGUCUAGAAGAUGGCGCUUACCCUGGUCACGUUCACGAGGCCCAGCACCGAGUCCCGAUUCCAAUUACGGCUUCCAUGCACAAUCUAUGAGACACGCACCUGAAGUAACUGAUUCAACACGUGACAACACAACAGCUAUUCCCAAUCCUUAUGGUCUCCUAGAUACCCGACAACCUACAACCCCUUAUUCCGUCCUAAAUGGCCAGAACACGUCCUACACAGCCAGCACUGGUUCCUAUAGCGUUCUAGAAACGCCAGUACCACUUUGGGGACCUCCACCUCCUUACAGUGAUCCCAAUAGUCCAGCAAGAAGACCACAAAUUGUUGAACCUAAAGUUUCAUCCUCUGGUGCUUCUACUACUCCAUCGACUCCUGCAAUUGCUGCUUCUCCAGCUCAACUACCACCACCAAACAGAAUUAUUAAAAGGACUGGGGAUAUAUUCGAUAACAAUGAAGAUCAUCAUCCGCCAAGAGCUCUCCAACACUGUCCACCAUCAGAUAAUUAUGAAAAUACUGAAGAAAUAUCGACUAACACUGACGCAGAGUGUAGUGGUGUUCAUGAAGGGGCUGCAAUGAAACGAAAAAGAUCUCGUCGAAAUUUAAAAGGAGUAGAAAAUGAUGGCUUUCAAAAAGAAUCCAAUAAUCAAAUGACAGCUAAUAAACAAUCAGAAAGUGAAUUAUAUUUCGGCGAUGUAUCUUCAUGUUGUGGACCAGAAAGCAGUUUGUAUGAAUUAGCAGUAGAAAAAGAAUCAACAGGAGAUGAAGCUCAGCAACAAACAGAUUAUAUGCAAUCUCGUAUGAGCAAACAUCGAUUAUCUAAACGAUCUCGGCUUCCUUUACCAUUGCUUCCACCGCAGCAACAAGCAUCUCAUCAAGAUCUAGUUCUAGACACCUCAAACGAUCGUAAUUAUAGUAAUGGAGAUGAGACAAUAGCUUCAGCAGGUGGUUUUCUCGCUCCUGAUGCUCAAUACGAAGUUAUUCAACAGAGUUCUCAUUAUGGUUAUUACAUGUCGCAAGAAGAUGAGUACCGAGAAGCUCCCUCUACCUAUGCUUUCUAUCCUCGAGACGCUGGUGAUGCUGAAGCACCAACCCGAGACUACAGAGGGAUGAUUGGAGAUGAAGAAAAUGAAAGAAAUGCAUCAAUGAAUGCAGCAGGAUCUAAUUUAGAUGAGAAUCCAUCUCAUGAAAUGAUAGUGGGGAGUAGAAGAGGUGGAGAUCAUCAGUGUUGCUCAACAAGUAAUGUCUCAGAAAUUAACACAGAGUGGAAAAAUGUAGAACAGUCCAAGUCAGAAGAUGGUGUUUGUCCAAUAAAUGUUUGAAAAUAUUCGUUUUUAUAAAAAAUAUAAAAAGUUUUUGUGAUGACUGUAGAUGAUAAUGCAUACUAAUAAUGAUAAAAAAUACGAAGAAAAUUAUUAUAAUGAAAA